AUGUUGGCCACAAGAAGGUUGUUCCAAUUGAAUCGAUCCAACACGAUCGGAUUUAUUGGUCUUGGUGCCAUGGUCAGUCGCGCGACCAUCAACGGGGCCUGGGAAUCGACUUGGCUUGGCAUCGCUGACCUCCUUUGCUCUGCCCGUCCACCAACCGCCCCCACCCCACCCCACCUUCAUUCGAUCUCGGUCAUCAAAUCACCCACCUCGCCGACUUCCGAGGCUAGGGCCGUGGUAUGGCCGCAAACUUGCUCAACAAGACCUUUGCCAACCAAGAAGGUGUCUACGCCCCCGAAAAGCAGAAACCCGCUUUCGUCGUCUACGACGCCCACACCCCGGCCGUCGACGCCUUCCUGAACCAACACGUCCGAGCCUACGCCGGUCGCGAUAUCAUCCCCGCUUCGUCCCCCGCUGGAGUCGCCAAGUUGGCUUCCACGAUCGUCACCAUGUUGCCUUCGUCGCCUCAGGUCCAAGAGGUCUAUCUCGGCGAGAACGGGUUGUACGACGGGGUUGAGGGUCUUGAGGGCAGCGAGCGGAAAGCCGAGACCUUGUUCGUCGAUUGCACGACGCUCGAGCAAGGCGUUGCCAAGGAGGUGGCUGAGAAGAUGGGCACGCUCGGUUCAGCCAUGAUCGAUGCACCCGUUUCGGGAGGUAAGGGGGAACAGAGGGACUUCUGGGCGAGCCCACGAGCCGAAUCUGCGCCGGCACUGACGAUGCCUCGUCCCGAUCCUCGGUGGCCUGCUUCUCUUUGUUCCAGGUGUCGUCGGAGCUCAAGCCGGGACGUUGUCGUUCAUGGUUGGAGGUCCGAAGGAGGCUUAUGAACGAGCUCAACGAUUCUUGACGUUGAUGGGCGCAAGGUCGAUCUACUGCGGAGGCAGUGGUAACGGGUUGGCCGCCAAGAUCUGCAACAACUUGCUGUUGGGUGACUAGGAGCAGCAAAUAUCGAUGCGACCGUUCGACUUGGAUCGUACUCACUUUUCUUUGAAUAUGUGCACACCAGGUAUCUCGAUGGCGGGCACGGCCGAAGCGAUGUUGCUUGGCCAAUCGCUCGGCCUCGCCCCGGAUUUGCUCGCGUCUAUCCUCAAUACCUCUGUAAGUUCUUCCCAAGGACAAUCAUCGAAUGGUUAUGACCUUCUGACUUUAUAUGCGGUACGCAGACUGGGAAAUGCUGGGCGUCCGAAAUCAACAACCCCGCACCCGGCGCAUUGCCCAAAUUGAAGCCGCCAGCCGAUAGGGGAUACCAAGGAGGGUCAGUUUCUUCAAAAUUGUGGGCCGCGUAGUCACCUCCAGAGCUUGAGAAUUCAUAUAACAGCGUUUCCGCUUCAGAUUUCUGUCCAAAUUGAUGGCGAAAGGUUCGCACCUAUCGUGCUGCGCGGGUGUCAGGCAAGUGCUUCAACUGACCGGCGCCCCUCGACUAGAUUUGAACCUCGCCAUUGCGGCAUCGAAAACGACGGGGACACCUUUGCCCGUGGGUGGUCUCACAACAACCCUUGUACGUCAAUUGCCUCUCACCUGCUUCAUAUGGGAUAUGGACUCAGACUGACACUCCCUCUUUGUCCGCGUAUUUCCUAGUACAACACCCUGUCCAAACACGAUGAUUUCGCUAAUAUGGACUUCUCGAGUGUGUACGAGUACCUGCGAAUCGCACAAGAAGGGGCCAAGCAGACCGAAGGCGGCGAUCCAUUUACCGGGGGCCGUAAGCAGUAA
Molecule: messenger RNA, 1707 nt
Organism: Microbotryum saponariae
Lineage: Eukaryota; Fungi; Basidiomycota; Microbotryomycetes; Microbotryales; Microbotryaceae
Source: the annotation of a GenBank genome assembly